UUCAGUCAAGCCAGCCAGCUUACUAUUUCUGUUUCAACCAACGUUUCUCGUUUCUUUCUUCUUUCAUUUCUUUCUUGUUUUCUAGUAUUCUGUUUCUCUCUUCUCUUCUGCUAUCACAGAGAGAAGAGAGAUAAUAACAAGAACAAAAAUGGAAAAUUCAUCACUUUGGCAAGGUGCGAUUCUUGGUGGAAUUCUCUUCUGGCUUCUCUCUUCUUCAUACCUCAAUCUCACUCUCAAACUUCGAUCUUUCCUUCAACCUUUCGUCACUCACUAUGUUCAAUCCGGAACCCCAAUUCUCCUCCAGAUCCAGAGUUACAGGGCUGGAUAUCUUGAUGCUAUUUUUUCUGGCUUGUCUUGUGUUGUUUCUGUGCCAUUUUACACUGCUUUUAUCCCUAUGUUAUUCUGGAGUGGUCAUGGUCAAUUGGCUAGGCAGAUGACGUUGUUGAUGGCGUUUUGUGAUUAUAUAGGGAACUGUAUAAAGGAUGUGGUUUCAGCACCAAGACCUGCAUCCCCACCUGUGAGGAGAGUAACUGCUACAAAAGAUGAGGAAGAGAAUGCUUUGGAAUAUGGAUUGCCUUCUUCUCACACACUUAAUACAGUUUGCUUAUCUGGCUACCUUUUGCACUAUGUCCUGACUCAUACCCAAAUUCAAGGUGCCUAUAUUACUUACUUUGGAGUUUCCCUUGCUUGCUUGUUUGUGGCCCUUGUUGGUUUAGGAAGAAUUUAUCUCGGUAUGCACAGUUUGAUUGAUGUUGUUGCUGGCCUAUUUAUUGGACUCGGAAUCCUUGGACUUUGGCUUACAGUUGAUGAAUGCAUAGACAGUUUCGUGAUCUCAGGGCAAAACGUUACAACUUUUUGGGCUGCUUUCAGCUUCCUACUGCUCUUUGCUUAUCCAACUCCUGAACUUCCAACUCCAAGUUUUGAGUUUCACACUGCUUUCAAUGGUGUUGCAUUGGGAAUUGUUUCUGGGGUACAGCAAACAUACCAUCAGUUUCACCACAACACUGUUCCUCGUUUGUUCUCUUCAGAACUGACAGUGCUUGUAUUCACGGGAAGAGUGCUCUUAGGAAUACCUACGAUUCUAAUCGUGAAAUUCUGCAGUAAGACACUUGCAAAAUGGACAAUUCCCGUGGUAGCAAACACAUUGGGCGUCCCAAUAAAAUCAACCACCUAUAUCCCCACAUUGAAUGGGGCUAAGACUGGAGAAAAGUCAAAGGCUUUCGAUGUUGAUACCGGAAUUAGAUUUCUCCAAUAUGCAGGUCUUGCAUGGUCUGUGGUCGACCUAGUGCCAUCUAUUUUUUCAUACACGAACCUGUGAUGUGCAGAUUUACCUCUAUUUUAUUUAAUUUUUGUACAGAGAGGUACAUAUAAUGUAUCAUACAAGAACACUAGAUGUCUAGAUCAUUUCCACCCAGUGAAAUUUCAUCUCGAUGAGAAUUCACUGAAGGCUGGUUUUGUUUUUACAAGUAGGUUUAACAUAAUCCAUCGAAGAUGUUCUUCAAUCUUCACGCACCAUACGAACUAAGCAAUAAACAAGUAGCCUUCGAUUGGAAUUGGACUAGUAUUUCAAACAUCCUAUGUUUAUGUUUAAA
Messenger RNA from Medicago truncatula (barrel medic), 1592 nucleotides. RefSeq names its product lipid phosphate phosphatase delta. NCBI's taxonomy places the organism in Eukaryota, Viridiplantae, Streptophyta, Magnoliopsida, Fabales, Fabaceae. The record is from RefSeq and is a predicted model, not a curated record. The transcript has 8 exons. Bases 149 to 1318 code for a protein of 389 amino acids. Gene Ontology annotation, molecular function: sphingosine-1-phosphate phosphatase activity. Gene Ontology annotation, cellular component: endoplasmic reticulum membrane.